Molecule: messenger RNA, 1391 nt
Organism: Calidris pugnax (ruff)
Lineage: Eukaryota; Metazoa; Chordata; Aves; Charadriiformes; Scolopacidae
Gene: OCLN
Product: occludin
Exons: 6
Coding region: 15-1391 (458 amino acids)
Biological process (GO): bicellular tight junction assembly; snRNA transcription by RNA polymerase II; positive regulation of transcription elongation by RNA polymerase II
Cellular component (GO): bicellular tight junction; membrane; transcription elongation factor complex
Molecular function (GO): cis-regulatory region sequence-specific DNA binding
Source: RefSeq, a predicted model, not a curated record
UGGACCCCACCACCAUGUUCAGCAAGAAGUCCUACGACGGCCCCCCCACGGGUUACGGCCCCCCCACGGGUUACGGCCCCCCCACGGGUGAUUACGGCUACGAUUACGACGCCCGCUCCCCCCCGCCGGGCUCCUACUACAUCGAGGACGUGCCGCAGCACUUCUACAAGUGGACCUCUCCCCCCGGCGUGGUGAGGAUCCUGGAGGCCAUCAUCAUCCUCCUCUGCAUCGCCAUCUUCGCCUGCGUGGCCUCCACCUUGGCCUGGGAGUACGGCUACGGCUACGGGGGCCUUUACGGCAACGGCCUGGGGGGUUUCUACGGCUCCGGUUACUACGGCAGCGGGUUGAACUACGGUUACGGUUACGGGGGCUACUACGGGGGGGUCACCAACCCCCGGGCGGCCAACGGCUUCAUGAUCGCCAUGGCCGUGCUCUGCUUCCUGACCCAACUGGGCCUCUUCGUGGCCAGCGUCAGCAAAUCCGGCAGCUCCCGCUCCCGCCGCUUCUACCUGGUGGUCAUGGUGGUCUGCGCCGUCCUGGCCUUCGUCAUGCUCAUCGCCUCCAUCGUCUACGUCGUGGGGGUCAACCCCCAGGCGCAGAUGAGCGGCAGCUACUACUACAACCCCCUGCUCACCAUGUGCAGCCAGGUCUACAGCGGCAGCACCUACGUCAACCAGUACAUCUACCACUACUGCACCGUGGACCCCCAGGAGGUGAGGCUGCACCCCAGCUCCGGCCAGACCCCCCCCUUUUUUGGGGGCCAAACUGCCUUCAUAUCCCUGAAUGGAUUGGGAGGAAGAGCAUCAGUGACCCCUGUCCUGCCCUUGGGACCAGACGGGGGGUUUCCCUCCAUAUUUAAUAUUUUUGGGGCGUGGCCUAAUCUGUCCUCACCCGGCCCCGAUUUCGGGGUGGCGCGGAGCAAGAUCUGGAAAUACGGAAAACCCAACAUCUACUGGGACAAGCCGCCCGUGGUCCACGAGGGUCCCAACGUGGAGGAGUGGGGCCGCCGGCGCCGGCGCAGCCCCGAGCUGGACGAGUCGCAGUACGAGACCGACUACACCACGGCCGUGGAGUCCGGCGACGAGCGGGACCAGGACCAGUGGGCCAGCCUGUACCCCCCCAUCUCCUCGGACGGCACCCGCCAGAAGUACAAGCAGGAGUUCGACACCGACCUGAAGCGCUACAAGCAGCUCUGCGCCGAGAUGGACGGCGUCAACGACCGCCUCAACCAGCUCAGCAAACAGCUCGACAGCAUCUCCGAGGACAGUCCCCAGUACCAGGACGUGGCAGAGGAGUACAACCGGCUGAAGGACCUGAAGCGGGGGCUGCUCCGAGCUCAGCGCUUCAGUCCUGGAGGCUGGAUACGGCCGGGCAGGAUAAAAGGGCUUUAA